AUGAGUGGAGCAAUGGCCGCAUUUUCAAUGUUUCCUCACAGCUUGAUAAACUUUAAUAUUUGGAGAUACACUUGUGAACCCAAAGUACACUCUUUAAAGAGAAAAUUAAUGAGUCCAUUAUUAGCAAUGGAUGUUAACUCUUCACGUCAUUUGGCUAAUUUUCAUUCAAAUAUUUGGGGAUACCAUUUCCUUUCUUACACUUCUCAACUCACCGAAAUUACUACUCAAGAAAAACUUGAAGUUGAUGAGUUAAAAGAAAAAGUCAUGAACAUGUUGAUGGAAAUUCGUGAUGAUAAUAGUACACAAAAACUUGUGUUGAUAGACACAAUUCAACGAUUGGGAGUAGCAUAUCAUUUCCAUAAUGAAAUCGAAACAUCCAUUCAAAACAUUUUUGAUGCAUCAUCCCAACAGAGUGAGAAUAAUGGCAACCUUCACGUUGUUUCUCUUCGUUUUCGGCUUGUGAGACAACAAGGCCAUUACAUCUCUUCUGAUGUAUUCAAGCAAUUCACGGAGCGCGAUGGAAAAUUCAAGAAAACUCUUAAUAAUGAUGUCCAAGCAUUAUUAAGUUUAUAUGAAGCAGCACAAAUGAGAGUGCGUGGAGAGGACAUUCUCGAAGAAGCUCUUACUUUUACCACUACUCAUCUCGAGUCCAUGAUCCCCUUGUUGAGCAAUAAUCCACUUAAGGCUCAAAUUAUUGAAGCCUUAACCCACCCUAUACACAAAGUAAUACCAAGGUUAGGAGCAAGAAAAUACAUAGACAUUUAUGAAAACAUGGAAUCACACAACCAUUUGCUUUUAAAAUUUUCCAAAUUAGACUUCAACAUGUUACAAAAGCAGCAUCAAAGAGAGCUUAGCGACCUUACAAGCUGGUGGAAAGAUCUGGACCUGGCAAGCAAAGUGCCAUAUGCAAGAGACAAAUUAGUGGAGGGUUACACAUGGACAUUGGGAGUGUAUUUUGAGCCUCAGUAUAGUCGUGCUAGAAGAAUGUUAGUAAAAGUAUUCAAAAUGCUCUCAAUCUGUGAUGAUACUUAUGAUGCAUAUGCAACUUUUGAUGAACUUGUGCUUUUCACCCAUGCAAUACAAAGAUGGGAUAUAAACGCCAUGGAUUCAUUACCGCCAUAUAUGAGACCAUUUUAUCAAGCUAUUCUGGACAUCUUCGAUGAAUUGGAAGAAGAAUUGACUAAAGAAGGUAAAUCAGACCGCGUCUACUAUGGUAAAUUUGAGAUGAAAAAGUUGGCUAGGGCCUAUUUUAAAGAAGCACAAUGGUUAAAUGCUGGCUAUAUUCCAAAUUGUGACGAGUAUAUAAAAAAUGCAAUUGUAAGUACUACCUUUAUGGCGCUUGGAACAACUUCUUUGAUUGGUAUGGAGGAAUUUAUAACAAAAGAUAACUUUGAAUGGAUAACAAACGAGCCUUCGAUUCUUCGAGCUUCAUCAACUAUCUGCAGAUUAAUGGACGAUAUUAGUGAUCAUGAAACUGACCAACAAAGAGGACAUGUAGCUUCCGUCAUUGAAUGUUAUACGAAAGAAUAUGGAGCUUCAAAGCAAGAGGCCUAUGUUAAGUUUCGGAAGGAAGUGAAGAAUGCAUGGAAAGACAUAAACAAGGCAUUACUACGCCCUAUUGAAGUACCAAUGUUUGUUCUCGAACGAAUUUUAAAUCUUGCACGGACAAUGGAUACUUUUUUCCAAGAUGAAGAAGAUGGAUAUACAAAUUCUAAUUCCAAAUGUAAAGACAUUAUUACCUUGUUGCUUGUUGAUUCUGUUACUAUGGGACGAUCAUAA
This is a messenger RNA of Solanum pennellii, 1779 nucleotides long. RefSeq names its product germacrene C synthase-like. The record is from RefSeq and is a predicted model, not a curated record. Lineage: Eukaryota; Viridiplantae; Streptophyta; Magnoliopsida; Solanales; Solanaceae. The transcript is spliced from 7 exons. Gene Ontology annotation, molecular function: terpene synthase activity; magnesium ion binding. The coding region runs from base 1 to 1779 and encodes 592 amino acids. Gene Ontology annotation, biological process: diterpenoid biosynthetic process.